AUUAUUCUGUGAAAGUGCGGGCUCAUAGUCUCAUACAAGAAUUUAAAAAUUUCAAAUAUCAAGAAAGCAAAAUGUUUAAGAAGUUUCAGGCAGAUGAAAACAUAUCUGGUGUAACUCAACUCAAGUCAUCUGUCCAAAGAAGCAUAAGAGCUAAACUAGUAGAGCAGUUUCCCGCCAUUAAAGAUUAUAUAGAUGGUAUUUGCCCCAAAAAAGAGUCGAUGGUUUUGAUUAAAUGCCAUGAUCAUGUUGAAAUAAUUGCUGUCAACUCAGAGCUGUUGUUUUUUAAACAAAGAGACAGUCCAUAUUUCCCAACACUAAGAUUGCUGCAUCAGUACCCAUUUAUAUUGCCACAUCAACAGGUAGAUAAAGGUGCCAUUAAAUUUAUCCUGAGUGGAGCAAACAUUAUGUGUCCUGGCCUUACGUCACCUGGUGCAAAUCUUAUUGAUGCGGAUAAGGAUUCGAUUAUUGCCAUUCACGCUGAAGGAAAAAUACAUGCAUUAGCUGUUGGAACGAUGACAAUGUCAUCACAAGACAUAGUUUCUGUCAACAAAGGAAUUGGAGUCGAGAAUAUUCAUUAUUUAAAUGAUGGUUUAUGGGAAAUGAAGAAAUUGGACAGAUGACAUUGUAACACGAUGUGGAAUUGAAUAAUUAAACUGAAAAUAUUUUUAAUUAUCGAAUACAAU
This is a messenger RNA of Dendronephthya gigantea, 683 nucleotides long. RefSeq names its product malignant T-cell-amplified sequence 1-like. Bases 72 to 620 code for a protein of 182 amino acids. Gene Ontology annotation, molecular function: RNA binding. The transcript has 6 exons. Gene Ontology annotation, biological process: formation of translation preinitiation complex. The record is from RefSeq and is a predicted model, not a curated record. NCBI's taxonomy places the organism in Eukaryota, Metazoa, Cnidaria, Anthozoa, Malacalcyonacea, Nephtheidae.